GAACUAUGCUGUGAUAGUCGACUUUUUUAACUAAACAAUAAUAAAACGCACAAAUUUCUAAUUUUUAAUCAUCUUUUUAUUCGUCAUCGGAAAACACAUUUUUUAAAAAGUGAAAAUAUGGAAGAAGGUUCAAAUAUGUCUCAAGGAAAUUCAAGAACAACGCAUUUGGAAUCAGUGAUUUCAGAUCCCAUCCCAUCCGAAAGCAAUCCCAUACGUACAUCCAAUAUUGAUUAUGGAAGUUUAAAAGCUCCUGUCACAUCUCAACCACAAAGCGGAUUUUCCAGUGGAGAUGAUCUAAAUGGCUCAUCUGGUCUGGACUACUUGAAAACCGUCCAUCGAUUGUUUAUCAAAAGAAACAUUCAAUGUUGUUCACAAAAUCGUGUAUUUUUCAUAAAAAAUGAGCUGAAGGAAAAUGUGUAUGUUGGUGUUGAAGACGAUGAUUGUGAAUGCUGCAUUGGUUUGAUCUGUGGACCACAUAGAAUAAAACUGUUCGAUGUUCGUGGAAAUGAGGUGCUACAAUUUAGACGUUUUUUGCAAUGUAGCGGUUUUAUCGUCGAAGUGUUAUCACCUUUUGGUCAAAUAAUAGCUCGAGUAAGACCUGAUUUCUCGCUUUUUACGACUAAAUACAUUGUGGCAAACAACAAUGAGGACAUUCUAUUACGCAUUGAACGAAGCGGUUUUUACAGUUCUAAAUUUAAGGUCCUGACAUUGAGCGGCACUCAAGUCGGUGAAAUUACAAAGAGACGAGAUAAUAAAGGAUUCAUUGACACCUAUUCUAUAGAAGUCAGCUUUGAUAUCAAAUUAAAUGUUCAUGUAAAGGCAGCUUUGAUCGCAGCAAGUCUUUCAAUUGUAAAUUAUUGUCUUCCUUUACAUUUCGGAUCAAGUGUAUUCGAUAAAUAGUUUGUUUUUUUUCUAGGAAAUGUUGCUUAGGAAAUCAUCGGGAGAGCCGCAGUAGCAGCAUUUGAAAGAAAAUCGAUAGUGGUUUCAAUAUUAGCACAAUAACCAUUACAAAAAACUCCCUUUUUACAAUCUUUGGAGCAGUUAUAUGCAUCGUCUAUAGACGUCUUACACUGCAAUAUAGUGCACUAUAGUGCAUCAUAGUGUAUACAACUUUUUUCGACUUUUUUCAUGUUAUCUAUGUACCAUCACGGCUACAAAAUGUUCGGAUACUUUGAUUUAGCUUCAAAUUGAUAUUAUUA
This is a messenger RNA of Contarinia nasturtii (swede midge), 1199 nucleotides long. RefSeq names its product phospholipid scramblase 1-like. Lineage: Eukaryota; Metazoa; Arthropoda; Insecta; Diptera; Cecidomyiidae. Gene Ontology annotation, biological process: plasma membrane phospholipid scrambling. The coding region runs from base 118 to 900 and encodes 260 amino acids. Gene Ontology annotation, molecular function: phospholipid scramblase activity. Gene Ontology annotation, cellular component: plasma membrane. The transcript has 5 exons. The record is from RefSeq and is a predicted model, not a curated record.